Messenger RNA from Notothenia coriiceps (black rockcod), 1221 nucleotides. RefSeq names its product TFIIH basal transcription factor complex helicase XPB subunit-like. The transcript is spliced from 4 exons. Bases 135 to 536 code for a protein of 133 amino acids. Gene Ontology annotation, cellular component: nucleotide-excision repair factor 3 complex; transcription factor TFIIH holo complex; transcription preinitiation complex. Lineage: Eukaryota; Metazoa; Chordata; Actinopteri; Perciformes; Nototheniidae. Gene Ontology annotation, biological process: transcription initiation at RNA polymerase II promoter. Gene Ontology annotation, molecular function: 3'-5' DNA helicase activity. The record is from RefSeq and is a predicted model, not a curated record.
CUUCUACCACUCAGGUUGGAGACACUUCCUUUGACUUGCCCGAAGCCAAUGUUCUGAUCCAGAUCUCCUCCCAUGGUGGAUCCCGCAGACAGGAGGCCCAGAGGCUGGGCAGAGUCUUACGAGCUAAGAAAGGAAUGGUAGCAGAGGAGUACAAUGCAUACUUCUACUCACUAGUGUCCCAGGACACCCAGGAGAUGGCUUACUCCACCAAGAGGCAGAGGUUCCUGGUGGACCAAGGUUACAGCUUUAAGGUGAUCACAAAGCUAGCAGGUAUGGAGGAGGAGGACCUGAUGUUCUCCUCCAAAGAGGAGCAGCAGCAACUUCUCCAGAAGGUCCUGGCUGCUUCAGACCUGGAUGCUGAGGAGGAGUUGGUGGCAGGGGAGCUGGGCGGACGACCACAGUUCUCAAGGCGAACCGGCACCAUGAGCUCCAUGUCGGGUGCAGAUGACACCGUCUACAUGGAAUAUCAGGGUCGAGGCAGCAAAUCCUUUUUAGGAAAGAACAUUCAUCCACUGUUCAAGCGCUUCAGAAAGUAGAUGCACUGACUUUAACCCUGAUGCCCAAAGACUGACUCAGUGUCAACAAAGCCAUAGGAUAAAGUUGGGUUGUAAUCAUGUUAACUGAGUCUCAGCACCAGGCUGUAAGCAGCAGGUUCACAUAAUUGUUGCAUAGUCCAGCCUUUUUGGAGAACAGAAUAAGUACUGUGUAUUACUUUUUUCUGGCAGAUGGUGAUGGUGGUUGAAGUGACUCAUACGUCUGGUUUAAAACACAGCAAAUGCAGCCUGCAUGGCUCUAUUUUUCUAUGUGAUACAUUUCAAAGUCUCAAAUACCUACAUGGGAAUUGCAGGUGAAAUGCAUUGCUAACUAUGUUCCAAAGUGUCAUUUUUUUUUUCUUUUUUUUGUUGCGUUUCACUGAUUUGGCCUUUAAGCCACAUUUCACAGCACUUGAAGGCUUUGACUUGCUGUUUGCAGUAGAUUUCAGCUGAAAAUGUCUGUGGAUAUAGGAUUAGUGGGCUGGGGAAUGACAGAUGUGAAGUCAGCGCUAAGUGAGAUGACCUGUGUCUUAUCCACUGUUUGUGUGCUUCACUGACAACAGACACUGAGGAGGAAAACUAUGGAUGUAUAUCGGACUUGUGUUUAUACAUUUUUUGUAAAUAUGGCUUUACCUUACUUGAAAAAGACAUUACAAAUGUUUAUUAAACAGUUCCUGAUGUUAGUGUU